AUGCCUGCGGCCUCGCCCUCCCCCUCUUCUUCUUCCUCUUCCUCCUGGACCUCGGUCCAUGAUUUUCUUGAGAACGGCGACAGCCGGGCCACCAGCUGUUUCCGACGGACUCGAUGGGACCAGCUGUGCGCCAUCGCCUCGAACGCAAACAAGCAUCUGGACUGUGUGGCGUUGGAUCAGGUCGCCAGCGGGCUCAACAACAUUAUCCGCCUCCUGGAGUUCUCGGACGGCAGUCGCUGGGCCGCCCGGGUCCGCAUCAAGGCCGACCAGCAUGUUAACGCCGAGCUCGAGGCCGAGGUGGCAACGAUGCAAUUUAUCAGGGAGCAUUCCGACCUGGCUGUCCCGCGAGUCUUUGCAUAUGCCCUCGACGAGAAUAACCCAGCGGCCGUUGCGUACAUGCUGAUCGAGGUCCUCCCCGGGGUCGCUGCAAUGGACGCCCUGGGUGGCUACGAGGUGCAUCGGGGCGUGAUACCCAUGCAGUACCGCCAGCCUUUCUACCGCUCCGUAGCAAAAUGCCAUGUCCAGAUGACCUCCUUGCGAAUGCCGCAGAUCGGCACGAUCCCCCGGACUCCAGAGGGUGGAUACAAGUCCGGCCCGUUGCCGGGGAUCGGCGGUCCAUUCGACACAGCCGCCGCCUUCUUCGAGGCCUGGGCUGACACGGUCAAGUUCAAGUGGGACCGGGAGACUAUCGGGCGCAUGAUGCAGAGGGGACCGGUACCGGCAGAGCAGAUGAUUGCUAUCGUCGACCAGUUCCCGUCCCGCGUCAAAGCGAUGGCCGGCCGGCUUUCGGCCUACAACGACGGCCCGUUUCCGCUGUGCCACGACGAUUUCCUUCACAGCAACAUCAUGGUCGACGAGGACAGUUUCCACGUGACGGGCAUCAUCGACUGGGAAGGGGCCUGUACGGUGCCCUGGGAGCUGGUUGCGUUCCCCGAGUUCCUCCAGGCCAUGCCCGCCGCGUUCGACAUCCCGCACAAGUACGGCCAAGACGGGCUGCCCCUUGACGAGGAACUGAGACAGACAUGGCGCGAGCGGCAGGAAUACGUCGAGAUGGUGAAGCUGGCCGAAGGACCUGGCGACAGGCUGCUCUCGACGUGUCUUGGUAGCAAGAGAUGCCAGGCGCUGGCGUAUGUGUACGGGGCGUUCACGAGCAUCGGGAAGUUGGGCUUCUACGAUAGGGUUUUAGAUGAGAUCGAGAAGGAGAGCAAGAUAGACACUCUGGUUCUAGAACGUGGUUUCACGCCUCGCAUUCGUGUAUCUGACAAGUAG
Molecule: messenger RNA, 1269 nt
Organism: Thermothielavioides terrestris NRRL 8126
Lineage: Eukaryota; Fungi; Ascomycota; Sordariomycetes; Sordariales; Chaetomiaceae
Exons: 2
Coding region: 1-1269 (422 amino acids)
Source: RefSeq, a predicted model, not a curated record